Molecule: messenger RNA, 930 nt
Organism: Marchantia polymorpha subsp. ruderalis
Lineage: Eukaryota; Viridiplantae; Streptophyta; Marchantiopsida; Marchantiales; Marchantiaceae
Source: the annotation of a GenBank genome assembly
GGAUGGAUCAACUAAUCCUGGAUACUCGAUUCCCUCCAGAGGUAACAAGCCAAAAUGCAAGCAGAGGUUCAAUUACAGUUCACUGGAAUUUCAAUCCGAAGUGCAUCGUAUCUCCUAUGUAACUUCAGAUCUUAACAUUGCAGUCAAGCAUUCUUCCAGAAAAUAUUUUACCCACAUGAAAGACUCGAUCUCCACUGCUGUCGGUUGACACGAGGAGCAAUUAUUUGAUCAGCUCGUGUACAAGUGCAGGGACGAGGACAAGAGACCAGUCAGACAGACAGACCGUGAGACAGAACAACGAACGAAGAGUUACUUCUUGGCGACGCUGUGCCCACUCCCACUAUUGCCCAAUGUCGUGGUAACUCUCGACGCAUCCGAAUGAUGCCGCCCGCCGUGUACGAAUGCACAGGGAUGCGGAUCUCGGUUUGGCAUAAUUCCUCGGCUCUGGGCACCGGUGGCGCAUCCAUUACGUCGACACCACCAGCGCCAGCGCCACUUUGAGAGGCGUCAUGAACCUCCCUCUCGCUCAAUCGCUCGCUCGCUGCAGCUGCUGCAAUCGCUUACAUGACCGUCCGUCCACUUACUGAUGAAGACAUGGCCCAUCAUCUUCCUCGAAACGAAGUCCUCGCAUGGAGAUCCUCUCGUCAUUAUGCGCAUCUAUCGAUGCGCUAUGCUCUGCUCUGCUAUCCCGGAACAGAAUUGCAGAAGUGUAAACUACGCGCAAGUUAUCCUCGGUCGACAUUAUGUUGUCAUGAUUUCGCACUUCACUCGUUCCAGAUUCUCGAGGUGCAAGGAAAUCGAGACACGAGUAGCGCCAUACGAUCUCGACCCUUCAUGUGCUCGACGCGAAACACCGAAUGUACCAAGAGCAUCGCCAUUCACGUCAUCGACACGUCACCGUGUGGAAACCUCGAAUCCAAACAGAAGUAG